GGAAGGGGGGGAUGCGUUCAAUAUCAGUUAGGGCAGAUGUUGACGAGGAUAAGCAGAGGGGGAGGGGGUUUCUAUCAGGAGAGGUUCAGUUGUCGCCGGGGUUGACAGGAGUGCAUUUAGACCACUUCCUUUUUCAAACAAUUUGGAACAUGUCACAGGCCAUGCUGCGCUUUUACUUCAUCUAGACUGAGAAUGAGAAGACGGCUGUUGAUUUUGAUGUUGGUUAUGCUUCUGAUGAUCAUCAUUUAUUUUGUAUCAGAGUGUCAAGACAACCAUUGCCUAGUAAAUGUUUUCCCACAGCACAUUCGAGGCAACAUUUUCCCAGAACAUUUGGAUGGUUACCAUACUCCCUUCACCACAGAUACUUUGUCACAAUCUCCAGAUAUUAUUUGUAGUGGAACCAGCCUCAGGACCUUUGCACCAGCCAACGACUCCCUAAUAAGUAAAGCAGAAUGGGAAUCUCUGGUCACAGAUCUACAAUGGCCAUUUCCCCCUGUUGACCUCCUAUCACCACAGGAGGCAACAAACCCGACUAAAUGCUCAUUCUCUGUUGUCAACUCCAGUUCAAGCCACACAGUCGGAGAGUUUGUAGAUGUGAUUCUGACCGCUAGAGAUUCCAAAAACAGGCCCAAAACCUAUGGAGGGGACUUUUUUCAGGCCAAGUUGUAUAACACAGAACUUAAGGCCAGUACUUAUGGAGCCGUGACGGACCACUUCAAUGGCACCUACACUGUCCGCCUGGCCCUUCUCUGGCCUGGACCGGCAAAGGUGUCCAUCCGUUUAGUGCACUCCAGCGAGGCUGUACAGGUACUGUGCCGACAUAGGGAGCAGGAACCAGACAAAGUCUACUUCCUGGGACACUUUGAGGAGGGUGUCAAGCAGGAAACAGCUAUUUGCAAUGCCCAGAGAAGUUCCAGGCUGCUGGGGGACGGCACUCAGUGCUGCUGUGAAUACAAUGAGCCGGUCACUGGAGAGGAAUGGUUCUGUCAGCAACCAUCGUCCCUGCCCUGCCAUGCUUUGACCUACCACAGCAUGGGUGGUUACCAGGCUGCACUCUCCCAGUUGGAGACAACUCUUCUGCAGAGCAAAGACAUUGUUCUGCAAGGUGAUGAAUCAGUUAUCUAUGUCAAACCAGGCAACAAAACACGAUCACAAACAAAAUGCCGUCCUGGUUUGCACACCUCAGUCCCAUCUGGAUUCUACCUCCAGGAUCACUGGACAUCCCUGGUGUGUGAUUCAAAGACGUUUCCAUCGGCCCAGCUGGUGUCAGGAUGCCUGAAGAACAAACAGAUCCUCAUGAUGGGUGACUCCACCCUCCGUCAGUGGUUCGAGUAUCUGGAGAACACUGUGCCAACACUGAAACGCCUGAACCUCUACACCUCAAGCCAAUCGGGCCCUUUUGAGGCGGUUGACCUCCAAUCCAACACUCGUAUCAUCUGGCGGGCCCAUGGGAUACCAAUUCGGACGAGCAAGACCCCCAAGGCUGACCUCCACUACAUUGCCAGGGAGGUGGAGGAUCUGGCAGGAGGGCCACACUCUGUGGUGGUCUUCACCCUCUGGGCUCAUUUCACCACGUACCCCUUGGCCAGCUACGCUCACCGCCUAGCCAUCAUCCGUCGGGCUGUGUCCUCGCUGCUGCAACGCUCUCCCUCCACCCUGGUCAUCAUCAAGUCCGCCAACACAGGCUACAAGGACGUGUACGGCAGCGACUGGCUCUCCUGGCAGCUUGACCUGACCCUCAGGACGAUGUUCAGGGACCUGCCCGUGGUCCUCAUUGACGUUUGGCAGAUGACCUCCUGCCACUAUUCCCCAGAUAAUAUUCACCCGCCACCUGUGGUGAUCCAAAAUGAAGUUGACCUCUUCCUAUCUUUUGUCUGCCCAGAAUGAAAACUCUCAGUGAAAAGAUAAAUGUUUAGAACACCGAAGGUAUGCUUUGGUGUUCCUCAAGGCUCGGUUCUGGGCCCAUUAUUGUUCUCACUAUAUAUGCUCCCUCU
This is a messenger RNA of Esox lucius (northern pike), 1994 nucleotides long. Its product is annotated as NXPE family member 3-like. The transcript has 7 exons. The record is from RefSeq and is a predicted model, not a curated record. Bases 193 to 1887 code for a protein of 564 amino acids. Lineage: Eukaryota; Metazoa; Chordata; Actinopteri; Esociformes; Esocidae.